GUGUCUGCCUACAACAUUGUGUGCAUUGGUUAUCAUGAUACUCUCCUGGAAUCCACCUCAAAACAAAAAUACUAUCCCAUAGCAUGACCCCCGCCACCAACAUCCCUCCCUUUGCAGUCCUUAAACAAGUAAGCCACAGGUGGACCUUGGACUCCUACUGUAGGUGAAUUACUGUGAGAAUGAUAAUGGAUUUUACAAUCUGGUGUGGCUAUGCAUGCGUGGGUGUAGUGUCUCCAGUUGAGACAUGAACAUGGGAGGGGGGCUAAAGUCCUGGCGUGUGUCACCUCCAUGGACUCUGGAGCCAGACAAUGACAUCAUGCUCAGCCUGGUUUGCCCAACCGCGCUUGUCAUUCCUUCAGUUGAAGUGUAUAUUUGUGUUCGGGACUGAGGAGUUGAUUUGGUUUUUGAUACCCUGCUGGCUGCACCUGAAGAGGUGAAGGAUGAGGGGUCUGAGAUGUUGCCUGCUAGCGUUGCUGGCUACACUGCUUGGUGGAAGAGGAGCAGGGUGUCAGCCCAUCCAGGCCGGGAACCUCCACCUGUUAACCACGGAGGAGCACAAACUAGUGCUCAACCGCCAAAUGAAAGGAGUGCUGCCCAGGGACUGCCAUGAGAUGCUGAUGGCCUCAUCGGGCCAGGCCAGAGACGGCCUCUACCUGAUCCAGCCGGGGCGGUUCCCUGUCCUGGCGUCCUGCGCCAUGCAGGAGGGCGGCUGGACCGUGGUGCAGCACAUCACCGUCAACAGCAGCGUGAGCUUCGACCGCACCUGGGCCGAGUACCGGCAGGGCUUCGGCUCCCUGACGGGGGACCACUGGCUGGGGAACCAGCACCUCCACGACCUGACCCGGGGGCCCGGGCGCUACACGCUGGGGAUCAACCUGGUGGAUAAAGACGGCGUCAGCAAAGCCGGGGAGUACGACCCGUUCCUGAUCGAGGACGAGGCGGCGGGCUUCUGGCUGAGGCUGGGGCUGUACCAGGGCACGGCGCUGGACGCCCUCACGCAGGACACGGAGAACUACCUGCACGACAACCAGAGGUUCACCACCAAGGACCGGGACAACGACAACUACUUCCAGAACUGCGCCAAGCUGGAGUUUCAGGGCGUGGCGGGGGGGGGCUGGUGGUACGACGCCUGCGCCGGCGCCAACCUCAACCGCAGGAACGUCAUCUACUGGCAGAAGGACUGCCACAAGGAGCACCUGUGCAAGUACGCCUGGAUGAUGAGGUGA
This is a messenger RNA of Gadus macrocephalus (Pacific cod), 1226 nucleotides long. Its product is annotated as fibrinogen-like protein 1-like protein. The record is from RefSeq and is a predicted model, not a curated record. Lineage: Eukaryota; Metazoa; Chordata; Actinopteri; Gadiformes; Gadidae.